GUUCUCGUCAGUUUAUGUAUCGCCGGGAUGGAUAUCGGUACGUCUUCUUUCGCGAGUCAAAAUUCUCUUAAUUCCGUCGCCCAGAGAAAAUUUUAUCAGUGGGUGCUUAAAUGGAGAAAUGGUAUAAACACAUCUACCGACGGGAACAUCGAGGAAUCGCGCGACGUUCGAAAUUCAAAUAAGCCAGAUGUACCGAUAUUAGCCAGCUUUUUGCAGGCGAUCGGAUUCAAGCUCCUUUCGUUGGAGAAGCGUAAUAGUACUCAAAGAAAAGAUGAGAACGACGCCUCCACACCUGAUCCAGGUGUAAUUACAGUUUCCAUCGAAUGCGGCUCCUCUAAUAUGAAAGCAAUUUUGGAAUUGGGAGAUAUCACGUGUCGAUGUCCUCAUUCUGAUCAUGUCAAGGACGCGUCCUUUUGGACCAUCAGUGGUACUGGACCUAUUGGUAGUAUUGACAAUAUUGUACAAAAAGUGGAGGAAACAGGUAGCAAUUUAUUGCCACGUCUAUCGAAGGAUAUCACUCGAGUUUUGCAUGAUGUAACCUACAGAUUAUUCGAGUUGAUCGUAUCCGAACUGGAUGUCAACCAUAACACGGAUACGAAUUUCAAUUCCCCGCGUUCGAGUAGUACAUCUUACGAGUUAAAAGCUAUGCAGGAGAGUGCGAGAAACGCAACGGGAGUUGCACGCAGCUACACAGAACCGGAAAUGCGUAUUUAUGCAAACAGCUCGAAUUCAAAUCGUACUUCCGAAGAAAAAGUUGAAAACGGUUCUCCUGAAUCCGUUAGCCGAAAUGUUUCGCCAGUAAAUCCAACACCAACGCCAGGCAAAUUUUCUUUACAACGUCAAAAAACAUGGGACAUCGACAUCGAAACCGAAAGUUUAGAAGGAAAGCCACGUCCAUCGCCGCCAAAACUUGCGAGUUCUCCCGCCAUAGUCACCGAAUUAUCGAAUUCCUUGGGACAACUUUCUUUGCAAGACGAAAUUGAAAAUCCUAAGAACGCGGCGGAGUAUAUCGUAGGAGCUCAGCAAAAUUUAGCAAAGGCUCUUAAAAUGUUAUUAUACAAAGUACCCAGCAUUUCGAUUGACGUAUCGCCUAAUCUAGAUAAUGAUGUCGCAUCCAUAAAAUCGGCACCUGCGAAUAUAUCGCCGGCAGCUGUUAUCAAUCCUUACAAACCAUCUCGAGCAAGCACCAUCGGUAACGUUAAACCGUCACCUAGAUUGAGCCACGUGACGCAUCAACAUCAAUUAUCGACGAAACCCAAUUUUGGAAACGCAGGACAAUCGUUAAAAGCGCGACGCAGUAUUCAAAUGGAGCAAGGAAAUCCGAGGCCCCCUAUACGUCGCAAUAGUUCUUACGUACCUUCGUCUGCUAAUUCUAAUGUUCCAUCGCUAUCGAGGAUUUCGGAUGUUGGACAAAAGUUGUUGGGAACUGGAAGAACUAACGUGACAGGAAGGAAGACCGUUUCACCUGAACUUCGAGUCGGCGGUUCCCAGAAUUUAGAUACAAAUAAUACGCCAAGCAAACGUACAACUUCAAUGAUUAAGCCACCAACCAAAAUUAUAAAAACAAUACCUGUUAAAGCAAAAACAGUACAACCUUCCAAAAUAAGCACGGGAUUAGUUAAGAAACCAAAAAUUACCCUUACGAAAGACUAAAUCGAUUUUUAUUUAUUGUAUUUCAGAUGAUAAACAUUAUAGCUUUAUAUUUAAGUCAUUUUAAACAAAGAGUCAUUCAGACGUUUUAUUAUAGAGUAUUUAAAUAUGUACUUUUAAACGAUUAAAGUGUUUUAUUUUUGCAACAGA
This is a messenger RNA of Hylaeus volcanicus, 1800 nucleotides long. RefSeq lists its product as uncharacterized. Bases 28 to 1653 code for a protein of 541 amino acids. NCBI's taxonomy places the organism in Eukaryota, Metazoa, Arthropoda, Insecta, Hymenoptera, Colletidae. The record is from RefSeq and is a predicted model, not a curated record. The transcript has 5 exons.